AUGGCCACACCUAAUAUCGACGAAUCCUUUGAAUUAUACGAUCUCAAGGUCGAAGUCAUUUGUCCUCCGGGUCAACGUAUCCUCUGUGGUGCCAAAGAGGGCGACUACUUCACCAUGAAAGGCGAGAUGCUUCAUCUCCCGCCAAAUCAAGGCAUCAGUAUAUACAGCCUUUCUUCUGUCCUUCCUCUUCUUCCCGCCAAACAGCGCGUUACUCAUCGAAACGACUGGAUGACAACAGACGCCCUUGUUGCUUGUCCUGACCCAGGCUGCCCUUCCAAGUUACGCAUCACGAGAACAGGAAUUCGAAAAUUCAACCAUUCCGAUACGACAGUUGUACCCUUAGAAGGUAACUAG
This is a messenger RNA of [Torrubiella] hemipterigena, 354 nucleotides long. Lineage: Eukaryota; Fungi; Ascomycota; Sordariomycetes; Hypocreales; Clavicipitaceae. The record is from the annotation of a GenBank genome assembly.